Messenger RNA from Argiope bruennichi, 4513 nucleotides. It is a transcript of the gene VAChT, whose product is annotated as vesicular acetylcholine transporter-like. The transcript has 2 exons. Gene Ontology annotation, biological process: chemical synaptic transmission; transmembrane transport. The coding region runs from base 835 to 2592 and encodes 585 amino acids. The record is from RefSeq and is a predicted model, not a curated record. Lineage: Eukaryota; Metazoa; Arthropoda; Arachnida; Araneae; Araneidae. Gene Ontology annotation, molecular function: acetylcholine transmembrane transporter activity. Gene Ontology annotation, cellular component: AP-2 adaptor complex; terminal bouton; AP-1 adaptor complex.
GUGAAGAGGGGAGUUGAGAGAGCGGCGGCUGCUCCGGAAAGUCGUCUGCUGUCGGGGAUCGUCUUCUCCCACCCUCGAAAAUUCGUCUGCAUUCCUACACAGGGUCCGAGGCAACCCACCUGGCUGCAGGAUAGGGAAAAUGAGGUCCUGAUGAAAAAUCAUAUUGCUACAUUAUCCAGGAAGCUGAAGUGUCCUGCAAAAAGGAUACAGAAGGAUAUCUACUGCAAGAUACAAGAACCAUGUCUACAUUUAUUACAAAGUUGUCCUGAGUGUAAGAAAUAAGGCCAUACUGCAAUUAAUCACUUGAAGACUUUAGCUGAUAGCAAUAAAAAAAAGAUGGAAUUCAUACUUCAAUUCAUUAACAAUUAAAGUUAACCAAGCCCAAAGAUCUAAUAACCUGUAGUUUAUAAAAAUUCAAUGUUGCAUCUGCUGAAUGAUAAUUUCAAUUUUCAUUUAAACUAGAAAGCAAAUUUUUUUGGAGAAGAAAAUUAAAUUAUCAAUACAUCUAUGUGUUGUGUUGUAAUAGCUGUACAGUAGGAACUUAAUCAAGAAAUUCAUAAAUUAGAUAAGUGAACGCAACUAUUCUGCGCAAUUAAGAUAAUAGAUUAUAAAUUGAAAAUUUGUCUGUGUCAUCAAAUUUGUAUAUCUCCAUGGUACAACAAUUUUAUUGAAAUAUGAUUUAUCUUAGCUCUAAGUAGGAAAGAUAUAUGCAUGCAAAGCCUUUCAGAUAAGUGUUGUUUAUAUAAUUAGAUUCAAAAAUUUUAGCUACUGAUUGCUAAGUACAUUAAAAAAAAAUAUUUGAAUUUUUCCUUUACUGAAAUACAGAAUAGCAAAAUGACGGUCAUACCAGUAAUAAAUAUGGAUGCGGCGCAAGUAUGGAGGAGGGUUAAUGAUAAAUUAGAACACCCAGAAAGUCAAAGGAAGAUGGUUCUAGUUAUAGUGUGUGUAGCACUACUUUUGGACAAUAUGUUAUAUAUGGUAAUUGUACCAAUUAUUCCGGAUUACCUGCGGUACAUAGGGGCUUGGAAAACUCAUACAGAGCAAGGCGAAAUGGUUUGGGAUAACAGCUCAGCUCCUGUUGGUAGUAAUGACAGCUAUUGGAGAAGAGGAAAAUCCAGAAUCGUUUAUGAAGGAGAAGACAGUGCCGUUGGGAUGUUAUUCGCUUCGAAAGCCAUCGUUCAGUUAUUUGUAAAUCCGUUUUCGGGAACUGUUAUUGAUAAAAUUGGAUAUGACACACCUAUGAUGAUAGGUCUCACCAUCAUGUUCAUAUCAACCGCUAUGUUUGCUUGUGGACAGAGUUAUGGGAUUUUGUUUUUCGCACGAAGCUUGCAAGGAGUCGGCUCUGCGUUUGCUGAUACUGGAGGUCUGGCCAUGAUUGCUGAUCGAUUUACUGAAGAUGAGGCUCGUAGUAAAGCUAUAGGUAUUGCCCAAGCAUUCAUUUCCUUUGGUAGCCUUGUAGCACCACCAUUUGGUGGUUUCCUGUAUGAAUUUGCAGGGAAGGAAGUUCCAUUCAUUGUAUUAAGUAUGAUAUCGCUUAUGGAUGGUUUUGCUUUGCUAUUCGUCAUGCGACCUGUAAAAGAAGCCAUGAAAGAACAAGGAAUAGAACGACCGAAAGGAACUCCUAUAUAUAGAUUAUUCAUAGAUAAGUAUAUAUUUGUCUGUGCAGGAACAUUAGUUAUGGCGAAUGUGUCACUUGCAUUCUUGGAACCAACCAUUGCAUUGUGGAUGAAAAAUACAAUGGAAAAUAUUGAUGAAUCUCAGAUGGGUAUAAUAUGGCUACCUGCAUUUAUACCCCACGUAUUUGGUGUUUACACUACGGUGAAAUUGUGCAAAAAGUAUCCAAAGUACCAGUGGCUUUUAGCGGCAACAGGAUUGGCUCUGGAAGGAAUAAGCAGCAUAUUUGUUCCUUUCUCUACCAGCUAUUGGGUUUUAAUGAUUCCCUUAUCAGGAAUUUGUUUCGGUAUAGCCCAAGUAGAUACCUCCCUUUUACCUAUGCUUGGGCAUCUAGUAGAUACUCGCUACGUUUCUGUGUAUGGCUCUAUUUACGCCAUAGCAGACAUAUCAUAUUCUUUAGCAUAUGCAAUUGGCCCUAUUAUUGCUGGAGGAAUUGUAGACUCAUUGGGAUUCACUGGAUUGAAUAUGAUCAUUGCCAUUACAAAUCUGGCAUAUGUGCCCGCAAUAUUGAUGUUACGACAUGUAUAUGAUUACGAUACUUUUGAAAAUGAGCAAAUUGUCUUGGAUGAGGUACCAACAGCUCAGUACAAGACUUUCACAAUGGAUAACGGGAACGCUGUCAGUUUGAAUACCAAUGUGGCAGAAUCAGGUAACUUGGAACCUGAUUUAUUUCAGUCACAACAACAACAGCAGCAGCAACAGCAACUCUUCCAGGCCGAUCCGAGGUCCAGUCAGCAGCCAGUACAUGAUACCAAUCCCUUUCGCCAACCACAACCGAUGACGAAUUCAUCAGCCAAUAACCUUCAAGGCCAACAGUUUCAAAAUCAACAAGCCACACAAAAAAAGCAGAAAGGUAACAGAGGAUAUCGUUCCUCCACGGAUAUGGAAAAAAUGAUUAAUAGUUCUGAUGAAGAUUGACAUUAGAUAUAACGGGUUUAGAUCCAUUAUUUCAGCAAGUGAGAACCAGAAACUCAGGAUGAAGAACAUUAGGCCCAUUUUCCAAUUAAUCUGCAGAUUAGAUGAUAGAAUGUGUAAUCAGUAUUCUCUUAAUGCGCGAAUAUGUUCCAUCAGUGAUGCGUUCCACUUCUAGGAGGAUAUGUUCAAUCCAAGAUUCUGAUUCCCACGAAGUAUGGUAAAAAUUAGGAAUGUAAAAACUAUUAGGUAUUAAAUAAAUGUUUAAAAUGCUGUAAUUCAUUUUUCAAUUAUUUGCUGAUCGAGGUGGAGCUGAAUAAAACAAUCGUAAUUUUGUGAUAACAUGUAAUAGCAAUAAACAAGAACGUACAACUGAUUUUUUUUUGAAAAAUGUUGUUAAUCAUAACUGUACUCAGACAGAAGAUAAUAGAAAUGAUUAAAAAUGUUACUGAAGAUGUAUUUGAUAGUUUACAUAAUGCUUGAACAAAAUUUCAAUGAUUUGAAGAGAGAAUUGUUCUGCUUGCUUAUGAAGAAAAAUUAGUCAGGCUAUUGCCUAUAUAGGGCUGUGACCACACUUCAUAAAAUCGCCGUUUGUCUUCUUUACAAAAUGAGUCCACCGAGGAAUGCUACAUACAACCAGGAAACCAUCGAGUGAUUUUACGAUUUGUGGACUCCUACUAAAAUUUUUCUUUCGGCGUUGCAUAUAGACACAAAUUCAAGCAAAUUAUCAGAAGGAAUUCUUCACAUUAGAAGGAAUUUCUUUUUAAUAAGUAAUUUCUAUGCUAUUUGGAUACCUGUAUUUUAAAUAAUUUUGAACUUUAAACUUUUUACUAUGAAAAAAUUACCUGAUAAGUUAACAUAUUGACUGUCAAAUUUAUUUGAAGAAAUCUAACAACCACGAGUCAUCUUAUUUCACAUAGAGAUCAGAGCAUGUUGAAUAUAGUGUGUAAUCCAGACCUCAGUAAUUGAUAUCUACAUCAAAAUAGAGAAGUUCUGAUAAAGUCAGUAGUCUCACGAUGACUAAGUCAGUCACAAGCUGGGCUUACGUCCUUAAGACUGCACAAGACAUGAUUUAAGACAGUUAGUACUUGAAAAAUUUAUUGAAGUGGGAGUUUUCCAAAAUAAUUUUUUUUGUAUAAAUAGUUCGGCAAUAUUUGAAAAUACGUUCUGUUUUGCUUAUGUACUAAUACAGUUGCUAACAAGCAAUAAAAAGUAAAUUGAAGUUCGUGCAUUAGAAAGUGAUGUUAUGGAGUUAAUGUACAUCCUUGUUCAGCAAGUCAGCUCGGUUAAGAUGAAAAAUAGAACUUAAAACUCAAUUGUUAGCUCAUUUCAAAUUUACACGUGAUAUCUAUUGUGCGCUCGUGAAUCAGCCAUUUGUGAAACUGCUGUUCAACUUCUAUCAAUGUUCUAACAUUUUUGUUCUAUUCCAAUGUAUUUUACUCACGAUUGUGAUUUAUGGCUUCUCUCUUUGGAACUUGUGCUAGUAAAUGUAUAUCACAAGAAAUAAAAGCACCUCUUACGAGAAAAAUAGCAGAAAUGUCUAACCGUAGCAACUUAAGUCACUUUCUUGAGAAUAUAAUUUUAGGCAAAGCUACAAAACAUGUUAAAAAACAGGCAAAGAAUUUUUAAUUCGUAAAAUUCAACAGAAGAUUUUUUUAUUUCUACUAUUUAUUACAUAACUUUUUUAGAACAAUUGAGUUAUUAAUAUUAUGAUUUUAUUCUAUUCUAUCUUGUGAUUGAAGAUGAUAAUUUUUGUGCAUAUAUAUUUUACAUUGAACUCUACGCUUCAUGUUUUAAUAAAUGAUAAAAAAAGAUGGCUUCACAAGGUGUAUUCUUAAAUACAUUUUCUUAAAUAAUAACUCUGAAUGCUUCCAAGCUCUUAAAAUUAUUGCAUUUAUUAUUUUUCUUAAUACAUAUUUCUAUUCAC